AGAUGAUUCUUCCCAGUGAUGGCUUCAUAAGGUCCACCCUGUCCUCCUGAUGCCCACAGGAUUUGGCCUACUCUUGAGAGACCGACCGUUCAGUUGUCGCUCCAUCGCCAGAUGUCAGGAUGUACAUGCCGCCUCUUCUACAACUGAUUGAGCCACUCACGUUACUUCUGCACGUCCUCCAGCCCCGUAACUGUUCUCGUAAAGGUGAUCGUGUAAAAUACCAUAUUUGCGAGUGGUUUUCACCUAAGACAUCCUGUAGCAGCUCUUAAAGCUCUAUAGCUUUGACGGUUAAAUGACCACUUGGUAUGUCUGAGCUGUGAAUCUACAGUAUUUAAUAUAACAUUCUUUUAACAACUUGGGGUGCUUUUGUUUUUGCAGAGCACACAACAGUUUUUCACUGCAUUGCAGUGUUUGUUACUUUCCUAGCACACCUUGUAUACCUGGGUGCCUCUGUGCUCCCCCCAUUCUCCCCCCCCCAAGCCUGUUAAGUCUUUGUGCAGUAGUUACUCCAUGUCUGUUAUAAAUGGGCUAGUAAAAAUGAUUCAUGGGCAUAUAAUGGGGCAGUUAAGCUCUCAAGUGUUGGCUGUCUUUGACCUUUGAAAAGCAUCUAACAGUUACUUUUCCAGUUACCCCCAAGUUAUACAGUUCUGAGAAUGGCCUAUGAAUGCUGUCCAUGCGAAACUUGUAGAGAGAAAAUUCAUUGAGAACUACUAACUUAGCACGUGAGGAAAUGGAGGCACAAAUUUAACAUUGGUAAAUUUUAAUUACGCACUCAGGGCUGUGUAACUGAUUCGUCAGUGGCUGAGCCGGGACCGGAGUCGUUUUCCUGGUUUCCAUCCCCAUUCAUUUCGCUGUUCUCUCCCAUAGUUUUGCAAGAGAGCGUGGUCAGUCCCCCGUUUGCCUUUCCAGCAUCGUGUCCCAGUGACAGAGGCGGAGGGGGAAGAGCUGCUUGCGGAUGGCGGGAGAAGCCCAUCGGAAACACAGCCAGGCCAGCUCUCAGAAUAGUUGGAACAAAUGGUUUAAUUAAAUGAGGAUUAUGGCGGCCAGAUCACUUGCUCACUGUAGCCUGUGGGUUUUACACUGAACCUUGUGCUGGGUUAAGCACAACUUUGUUUUUAAGUGUAAAAAUUUUGUUUUGAUGAGGAAAGUUGAAGUUGGCGACCUGGGUUGAUUAGAUCACGAGCAUGCCGGCCGGCCUGGUGAUUUUGUAGAAUUCCUGCUGAAUGCCGUGGUGAUUUGAGCAGUCAGCUGAUGUUUAGGUUGGUGCCUUGUGUGUCUGCUGGGUGACCCACCCAUGGGGAAUUCACUUUCUGUAGCUCAGUGGCCCAGGCUAUGGUUUUAUUCGGGUAUAUUUAGAAUGAGUGGAUGGAGGCCUCGCCGGCUUCCCUGAGCCCGUUACACUGCAGAGCAGAAGUUGGCCAGGAAGUAAAUAGUUAGGCCUUGUUGGCCACAGGGUCUCUCCUGUACUCUCAGGAAGGCCCUGUGGGCCCUGUGUAGUCGUCCGAGCUGUGUUCCUGUAAGACUAUUACACAAACAGGCAGAGAGCCAGGCUUGGCCCACGGGCCCUGGUUUGCUGACCCCCCAUUUACAGUGCCAAGGUCAGUUAUAUAGAACAGGCUGAGCUCCCUAAUAAACAAGAAAUACUUCUACCCCACCUUCAUCUUUGUUUUUAAACUUUUGAGUAAUUUGAAAUCACAGUGAAAUGAACGUGUCUGUUCAAGCAGUCACAAUUUGACCUUGACAUACCAAAGUCAAACAAAUGUGUUUUGAUAAUUCCCUAAGUAACAUUCUUGUUAGGAAGCUAAUAUCCCCUUUUUUGGACAGAAGAAAAUCUUUUCUUUCACAAGCCUAUAAAUACUUGAGUUGGAAUUUAAACAAGACGAGGUAUUGAGAUGCAUUCCUUUUUAAUAAGGCAAACUAAAAUUAGAAUGUGUGAUUUGGGUAGCUAAUCGGAAGACUAGCAGUGAUCAAUCCAAGUUCUGUUUGUUUUCUGAGCUCUUGUCCUUUAUUUGGAGAGAUGUUCACCCGCCUCAUCACAAGCUAGUUGAUGCGAUGCCAGGUCAAGGAAUCACAUUUUUAAUGAAAUGAAAUACUACCCUGCUGUUAGCAAUGAGGCUUCUGCAAAACUAUGGAAAUGUCUGUGAACUAAUGAGAUGUGAGGAGUUACAGGUUGCCGUGGACCUUCUACCAAGUUAGUGUCAAUGGAAAGAGAUUUUGGCCCGUUUUUAUUGGUUUUAGGAAAUUUGUUUUAUAAGGUUGGUUAAAGAUAAAAAGAAUUUUCAGUAGGCAUUUUUAAAAUCUCUAGUGGACUACAAUAUGAAAUGCAGGUAAAAAUUUUAUACCUAACCCUUAAACUAAUAGUGCAUUCACAGCAUUUUAGCAGCGUUCGCCAGGAAGGACCCGGAUGGGAAUGGUGGAUCUUCCUGGCUUCCUGGAGCGCACUUAGGUGGUUCUGCAGUUUUCUUUUCAUUCGAUCCAGAGCCACCCUCGGGAAGGCGUGCUUUCUGAGGCGCCCCCCUGCACGGCAGAAUCUCUGCACUGCCUCCCUUCACGGUGCCCGGGAGGUGUCCCCUUCCUGCCCAGGUGUCCUCUGGCCUCCUCUCCUUACUGCUGUGUCACUGUCGUCCUCCCUGCGUCAGGCUCUUGUGCAGACCGGCUCCUGUACCCUUAGAGUAGCAUCUCGGGCCCAGGCUCCGAAUCUGUAACCCUUCUUUUCCGUGUGUGUGAAGGUUGAGCAUGUGACGCUAGAACACGGCCAGUUCGGGCAUGUGGCACUCACACAGCAAGGCACAUGCCAGCGUUGUCUUCAUUGUUGAAGACAUCUUACGUUUUGUCCUUGUGGCUGGUUCCUUCCCUUUCACUGUAACUUGCCCAGGUUUUCUGUUUCCUAGAACUCUUUGCUCACACGUGUUUGCCCCUCACUUCUGGCGCCUUCUCGUCAUUGCUGUCUCACCUCCACCACGGACUCAGCCUGCCCUCCAGCCCCGUCUUGCCAAGUGACCAUGCGGCCACCACACUGUGGCUUUUCCUUCGUCUCCGUUCGCCACCUGUCACUCAGUUUGUACCUUUUCCAUUUGCUGCCCCGGCGUCGAGUCCUCUCGUCAGCCCCCAGAUGUUUGUGCCGAGGUUCUCGGGCGCGCCCUCCGCAGUGCUCUCGCUCCGGGGCUGCCGGGGGUGUCAUUCCACCCACCCUCUCGUUGAGCUUGAUGUUGACGUCCUGAGAGGUCCACCCCGGGGGGCGUGUCCUAAACCACAUUUACCUUUGCUUCCCUGUGGCUAUUAGCACCUCUCCCAGCCGCAUAUUUUGGUGGCUUCUUUGGCCACCUUCCCUCCCUGUCCACUCUCCGUUAGCUGGGGUUGACCUGAAAAGCCUCUUGCGCCCAUCUCUCUGUGCGUACCCCUGCAGAGAGAUACCGGGAAAACUUCGUCCCAGUGGGUGAAGUCUUUUAUCUCUGGAUGAUGGGAUGUCUGUUGUUUGGAUUUUUUUAUAACAGGCAUUUGUUAUUGAUAGACUUCUACCCAACCUGGAAUCUUACUUCUCAACCUCCCUUGUCCUGACUUCUUCCAGGGGCCUCCUCUCUCCUCAGCUCACUCUUAAGUCUCUGCUGCACUCGGUGCCUGGUUCGCUUGCUCUCUGCAUCUCCCGCUGUCACCUUUGGGGCUUCCCUCGGUUAAGCCUUCGGUGGUAAAACCCCCCUCCCAGCUGACUGCUUUCCCCUCGCUGAGCGCCCUGGUCCCAGUGCCACUCGCGUCCUGCCCCUGGUCUCGCGUGGGGUUUUGUGUUAAUCCCUCUAUCAGACUGUAAGCUCCAUGAGGGCAGAGAUUGGGUCCUACUCAUCUUUCCCCAGUCUGGUUACAAUCUCCCAACUUUUCUUUGGGGGAUAACCUCUUUUCCGCCGGCUGUGGUUUUGGUGGGAUGGGCAAAGUGUCCUGCCAAGAGGAUGCUCUUUCCCUGGAGUUUGAACUUGAGCCGUGGGAUGCGAGGACUGACAGUGAUUGGUGCUGCUUCGUCCUGGCCAAGGCGCCCUGAAGAAGCCGCUCCUAGUGCCUGCCUCCCAGACCCUGGAGCUGCUCUGCCCCUGGACUCUCCGAGGCCGGCUUCUUCAGAUUCCCCUUCGUAUCUGUGAGCUAUCGCAUAUCUUUACAGUAAAUGUCGGUCUCUCUCUCUGUCUCUCCCUCUCUUUUUCUCUCUUUUUUAAAAAAAUUUAAGGUAGCCAAAGACAGUUUCUGUUGCUUUGACUCAGAUUUAGAUUUCCCCAGUAGAGCUGUUAGGAUUAGAACUGACCAGACUGAUCAUUCUAGUUCUUACAUGGAUUCUGAUGUGUUUUUUCCUUCUUUUUAAAAACAAAAACAAAACAAAACAGCCAGAGACCGCUGCUGCUUUGAAACGGACGAUAGAGGCCCUGAUGGACAGAGGGGCGGUCGUGAGGAACUUGGAGAACCUCGGUGAGCGCGAGCUUCCUUACAGGAUCUCUGCCCACAGUCAGCGGCACAGCAGAGGAGGGUAUUUCUUGGUGGAUUUUUAUGCACCAACAACAACUGUCGAAAGCAUGAUGGAGCACUUGUCUCGAGACAUUGAUGUAAUUAGACCUAAUAUUGUAAAGCACCCUCUGACGCAGGAAGUGAAGGAGUGUGAAGGGAUGGUCCCGGUCCCACUCGAAGAAAAGCUGUAUUCCUCCAAGAAGAGGAAAUGAGAAGCGUCUCCAGAACUGAGCCUUAUACUCAGUUCCCUCACUUUUGAGUAUCAUUGAUUAAUAAUUUAAGUCUUGACCUUUAUAUAAAAGUGUGAUUUGGGUGCCACUUGGUUUUCUGGGCAUUUUUAGCUCUUACCCCUCUGCUGUGAGGUGGCUUGCUAGGAGCCCUUGGGCAUCUGUGUGGUGCCAGCGCAUCCUACUUGAUUUUGUUAAAGUAAAUAUGUUUUUUUGGUCAGUGAGCUCUUUCUGCCCUACAACACUAACACCAUUUUGAACAACAAAACUUACAAAACUUUUGGAUUGUGUGCUAGUCAUUCACUCUGUAUAACCAUGCAAAAUAAAGUGCCAUUCAGACUAAAAC
Molecule: messenger RNA, 5055 nt
Organism: Miniopterus natalensis
Lineage: Eukaryota; Metazoa; Chordata; Mammalia; Chiroptera; Miniopteridae
Source: RefSeq, a predicted model, not a curated record